AUGGACGAACCACUCGCACAACCUCCGCCCCUCGACUCGCCGGACAUUAUGAACGAUCCGGCCUUCGCUCCUCCGCAACGCCAUGACACAACAUCCUCCAAACAUGGCAGUGAAUCCGGAGGAGAGACAUGUCGAAUAUGUCGCAGCGAAGGCACCAACGAAGAACCGCUGUUCCACCCAUGCAAAUGCAGCGGAAGUAUCAAGUUCGUUCACCAGGAAUGCUUGAUGGAAUGGCUGUCCCACUCUCACAAGAAGCAUUGCGAGUUGUGCAAGACACCCUUCCGCUUCACCAAGCUUUACGAUGCCAAUAUGCCUCGGAGUCUACCAUGGACAGUUUUCGCGAGAAGAGCCUGUAUACAUGCGGCAACAUUGUGUGUGAAGACGUUGAGAGCCUUGAUGGUCGGACUUGUGUGGCUGGUCUUCAUACCAUAUACCGUUCGAUGGUCGUGGAGGUGGAUGUUCUGGGUCGCCGAUGCAGGAUGGGAAAGAGAGCCCUUCCUGCGUGACAUGCAGGCGAGAGAUGUUGCGGCUCAAGCGCAGACAGAGUUCAACGAGACUGGGGUGGUUAGCCAGAUCUCCAGAACCAUACACAUGACUUGGGAUCAGAUAUGGAAAGCUCAAGCUGGAACACCGCUGGAACAGCCGACGACAGAUCUGAAGGAUAUGGUCUCAGAUGCUAUCUCUUCAGCGCCAUCGAACGGAACCGUCAACAGUACAACGCCAUGGUCACCGCAGAAUGACACCUCGAUUCUCUCCUCUUGGACCUAUCUUUCGCAGACUACUUCGAAUGAACAGGUCAACCGGUGGAUACUCGAUGUCUUUGAGGGGCAACUUAUAACCUGCGUUGUAAUCACUGGUUUCAUCCUUAUCUUUCUCAUCCGCGAAUGGGUGGUACAACAGCAGCCACUUGUCAAUCUGGACGUCGUGAAUGUGGAGCAGCGAGAGCGGGAGCGGCUUGCCCGCGAGACUGAGAGGCUCCGGGCGCAAACUCAAUUGCUGGAUGAGGGGAGAGCCAGACUUCACAUGCUCGAGGAACGGGCUCAUGAAAUCGCAAAUGACAUGGACAACUCUAGCGCUGAACACCGAGAAUAUGGAAUCUUGUCUGAAUUCGUUGGUUGGGAGCAGCUGGCCGUCGAGAUGGACAGGGCCAAUGCCCAUCUGCGUAGGGACGAGGAGGCCGGAAGGACUGAGUUUAUGGAAGCAGCGACCAAGGUAGUGAGGGAGGUGCGCUCUGCUGAGAGAUCUAGAGUCAGCGUUGCUGAUUUGUCCGAGAAGAUGUACUGGAAGCUUGCAUUCUUUACAGCGGAGGAGCGUUUCGAAUGGGAGGGAAUAUUGGUGUCAGAGUUGAAGCGAAUGGACGAGCAGGAGAGCAUCGAGCCGCUCCUCCAUCAGCAGGAAAGCUCUCAAAAGAGCGUCGAAGCACGUACAGAUGUUGCGGAAAGCUCCAGCUCUGGUCGACCUCCAAUGCCGACCCGCGAUACUUCAUUCCGGGCGACACAACCAUCGGGCGACGCACCAGCUUCUGGGGCGCCUUCAACUGCUCCUGCGCAUUCGGCAGUACCGGCUCUCGAGCAAGAUGGCCAGGCCAGCAACCCGUUUCAUCCAGAGGGUCCCGAGCCUGAUCAGCCGGAAAGCGAAAGUCUCCGUGAUCGUGUGGCAAGCGUGUUUCGCGAAGAGUUCGGCCUUGAGGAAGAGGAUAUCCAAGACCUCCACCCGACAGGUCAGGGACAGAUCGGACAUUCAGCUGGACCUGCUGUACAGCCGAUUAUCACUGCACAUCCAGCCACAGAUUCGCCGACUAUGCUGCAACGUGUCUACGACUGGUUCUGGGGUGAUAUACAUCCUGCCGACGCUCAAGAGCCUGCCCUACCACCCGUCGAAGAGCGUAUCGGAGAAGGCGGCGAUGCGCAAGAGGCACCAUUCGUGCCCAAUGAGAACGGAGCACUCGCAAUCGAUGAUGAGACCCAAAACAACGCAAACGAAGGACAGCACAAUGAUCCGGAGGUCGUUCAAGCCGCGCAAGCGGCUGGUUUAGAUGCCGAAGCUGUCGAGGAUGCCGAAGAUCUGGAGGGAAUCUUCGAGCUCAUCGGGUUCCAAGGUCCAAUCAUGGGCCUGUUCCAAACGUCCUGCUUCUGCACCGUGCUCGUCGCCGGCUCGGUGUUUGGCGCUGUCGGUUUGCCCUACAUUUGGGGCAAACUUGUCUUGUCCAUUAUUGCAUCGCCCGUGCUCUUUCUCGUCCAAUCCCCGCUUAGGCUGGCAUCACUCGUCGCAGACACCAUCAUCGAUCUGACGCUGGUCUCGCUUGGAUUGAUGACAUACGGAGCAGCUAGGUUGGUGGAUCUUAUAUUUGCGCCCAUCGAGAUCAUAUGGCCUGGGAUCGAUAAGUACGACCAUAGCCCUUGGAUCCUCAGCCGGGCCAAGUCCACAGCUGUGAACGCUGCCAACAGAAUCUUCGAUCUGUUCUUGAUCAGCGAGCCAGUCGCCGAUGUUGAUGUCGGUUGGAGUCGAGCCUACCUGAGUGCUUCAGUUCACGCACAUGCAAGUCUCACGAGCCUGAAGGACUCCGUCAAUGCUGUCGUCAACUACACGGGCCAGACCGUGACUGCGGCAGUGGACUUCAUUGCCACAGGCUCGCUCUCGGUGGCAUGGGACAGCUCGAUGAAAGCACUCUCGCAUCUUACGGAACUGCCUGCAAAGGUAAUGGCCGGGCUAGACAGUGCUGUGCGAUACAUCCGCCCGGUGAUCAGAGCAUUCAGCAGUCUAAAGACGGGCGCGCUCACUUUCGAGACUACCGAGACUGCGAUGGAUCCAUCGCUCGCCUACUGGAGCACAACCGAUCGCGGACUGGCGAUCUUGACUGGCUAUGUUGCGUUGGCGGUCAUUGCAGCCAUUUACGUCGCGCUCGAUACUCCCAUCACUAGCACGCCCUCCGGCCAACGCACCGAGAAGGUCAUUCGCGAUAGCCUCCGGCAAGCAGGUGGUGUGUUGAAGGUCAUCUUUAUCAUCAGCAUCGAAAUGCUGGCUUUCCCCCUCUACUGCGGUCUUUUGCUCGACUUUGCCUUCCUUCCUCUAUUCCAAGCAGACAACAUCGCCACGCGCUGGGCUUCUGCUGUCCGCGCACCAGCUACCUUCUGCUUCGUGCAUUGGUUUAUCGGCACCUGCUACAUGUUUCAUUUCGCACUCUUCGUCAGCAUGUGCCGGAAGAUCCUUCGCAAAGGCGUGUUAUGGUUCAUUCGCGACCCUGACGAUCCGACUUUCCACCCUGUCCGGGAUGUGCUGGAGCGCAAUGUCACCACGCAGUUGCGUAAGAUCGCUUUCAGCGCAUUAGUAUACGGCGCGUUGGUCAUCUUGUGCCUGGGUGGCGUUAUCUGGUCGAUCGGCAAGUUGUUCAACGGCAUCUUUCCGAUCCACUGGAUCUCCACGGAGCCGAUACUGGAGUUCCCUUUCGAUUUGAUGUUGUACAACUUCCUCACCCCUUUACUCUUCAAGCUUUUCAAGCCCUCCAAUGCGGUACACUCAAUGUACUCCUGGUGGCUGAGGAAGUGCGCGAGAGGUCUGAGAUUGUCGCAUUUCUUGUUCGACGACCGAAGGAAGGACGAGGAAGGAAGGCAUGUGAGGCGAUCAUGGGUGACGUUCCUUGCGUUGAAGAAAGGAGACGUCGAGAACCCUUCAGCAUCGGCCGAAUGUCAGAUCACACAGGAGGGCGAGACUCCCGAGGUCUUCUUCAAGCGGGACGGGAAGUACGUCCUGACGCCUUGCAACGAUCAGUACCGGCCGCCCAAGCCUGGCGAGGCAUUCCUGCACGCAGACGACGAGGACGUCUACAUCACCGACAAGGAGGGCAAGAAGCACGAACAUUUCGCCAAGAUCUAUGUCCCUCCAUUCUUCCGCCUGCGGGUGACCCUCUUCAUGGUGUGUCUGUGGGGUUUCUCGGCUUUCACAGGACUAUGUGCAACUCUAGUUCCGCUCGUGUUUGGACGACAGAUCUUCAACGCCCUCCUGCCCUCCAACGUCCGGAUCAAUGAUAUCUAUGCCUACUCAUUGGGUGCGUACAUCAUCUGCGGUGUUCUGUUCGCCGCACACAAAGGAAGACAAGGAACCCAAUACCUGCGCGAGAAAGCACAAAGCCUUGAUCUUCAAGCUCUGGCUACUGUAAUGACUCGCUACAGUACCCGGGCGGUCAAGUGUGCCUAUGUCUACGGCUUCCUUGGCGUUGUGCUGCCUUUAGUCUUCGCCUUGGUCAUGCAACUCUACAUCGUGCUUCCACUGCACACCUACCUUGUGGUCGAACAUACGGUUCACCUUUUGGCGGACUACGCCUUGGGUCUCCUGUACGUUCGUAUCGCCAUUCGAUUCAUCCUGAUGGCUCCGACCUCCCGCGCCGCUGAAGCCUUCCGCCGCAUCACUGCGGAUGGAUACUUGAACCCCAGCCCACGGCUUGCGACGCGGUACUUUGUUCUGCCGUGCUCGUUGCUGGCGGCGGUAGUACUCAUCGGCCCGCUCGGAAUUGCUGGGCUGGGUAUGCAGGUUGCAGGAACGCUGGGAUGGCAAGGCGGCGUCAGGGGCGCAUUGCAAACAACGAUCUAUCGAUACUCGUACCCAAUCGUCGCCGGACUGGGCGCCCUGUUCUGGGCGUUCGGUGUGGUAGGGUCGGUAGUCAAUAAGUGGAGGGCGAGCGUGAGAGAUGAGGUCUACCUGGUCGGCGAGAGGCUACACAAUUUCGGAGAAGGCAGGCCACCAGUCGGCAGCCGUAGUGUGGUGAGGAAGGACAGGUAGUGGCAAGGACACUCUUUGAUCCAUUGAUUUAGCGUUGGCGUUUGGAGUAGAAGACAUAGAAGAUACCUCUCAGCUUACAGAGCUUACGAACA
This is a messenger RNA of Zymoseptoria tritici IPO323, 4868 nucleotides long. RefSeq lists its product as uncharacterized. The record is from RefSeq and is a predicted model, not a curated record. The coding region runs from base 1 to 4776 and encodes 1591 amino acids. NCBI's taxonomy places the organism in Eukaryota, Fungi, Ascomycota, Dothideomycetes, Mycosphaerellales, Mycosphaerellaceae. Gene Ontology annotation, molecular function: zinc ion binding. The transcript is spliced from 3 exons. Gene Ontology annotation, cellular component: endoplasmic reticulum membrane.